CACAUAACAGUCAUAAAAGACUGGGAUCUGCCUCACAAUUUACAAGCUAUAUAUUUUGGAGAAGAUUCCCUGACCACAAUCGCAGAUCACGCCUUUAUUUAUUCUGCCAAAAGUCUUCAGAGACUCACAUUCUGGUCCAGUAAUCUGAUCUCCCUACCGUGGGCCUUGAUGGACCUCAGUUCUCUCCAGUACUUGUAUUGGUACAAUUGUCCUGUCCUCACAUGGAACUCAACCAUUUUGGCGAGCAUUGGAGCAUCGUUGAAAACUCUACAUCUGUCAAAACAGAGAAUGCCAAUCUUUCCACCAGACUGGCUUAAGUUACUGCCAAAGCUGGAGGCACUUGAGAUGUCUGGGGUUACUUUUGGACAGCUGAGCAGUAAGCCACUGGACCCAUCAGCCAGUCACAUUAAACAUCUGGCCUACCAAGAGUACAACCUAACGAAAAUCCCAGAGGAGGUGGUGGCGCUUUUCCCGGAUUUGACCAGCCUCGAUUUUUCGUUAAAUUCAAUAAGCGAUCUCAACCACCUGAAAGAUUUAAAAGUCCCUCGUAAUUUGUCAGAGUUAGUCCUGGACUACAAUCACAUCGACAAUAUCGGCCCUCUGUUUUAUUUGACAGGUAUUGAGCGUCUCUCUAUAUCUCAUAACAGAAUCUGUGACCACAAGCACAUACCUUACGCCCUAAUACCCAAUGAAAACUCUUUGAGAUCCCUAGCUCUCUCCCUCAACUGCCUUACUCAAAUACCCGACCUGUUAUUUAUGUCUGAAUUGAGAGAUUUAUAUUUGCACUCCAACAAUAUUUCAACCCCAUCGUCGGGUGUGCUCCCUACGUCACUUUCCAGACUUUAUCUACAAAGAAACGUAAUGACGACUAUUCCAGAAUCUAUAUCAAAAUUGUCCAGUCUGUACUAUCUAAAUCUGAACAAUAAUAAAAUCAAAUCUAUGGCAGACUUUGAGUUCCCGACCAGGCUGAUGUAUCUCUACAUCUCAGACAACGACAUAGAAGUAAUUCCCUCACUACAAUUUUCAAACAACAUUUCGAAAUUAACGAACAUGUAUUUAUCAGGAAACCCAAUCAAAACAAUCGCAGACGACGCCUUCAGCAACCUCCAUGAGUUGACCUAUUUAGACCUGAGCAACACACACCUAGUCCGUUUACCCACGGCUCUGUUGACACUAAACAAACUACACACUCUGUUCCUGCCCGACACUCUCACAUGUUCCUGUGAUGACACGGCGUUCACGACAUGGUUCCAGAAUCUGACACGUCUGCGCGGAAAAUGUAACGGUACUGAUCUAAGUCUUAUGUUACAUCAGCUCCCAAGCCAAUGCGCCGUGUCUUGA
Messenger RNA from Aplysia californica (California sea hare), 1341 nucleotides. RefSeq names its product leucine-rich repeat-containing protein 39-like. Lineage: Eukaryota; Metazoa; Mollusca; Gastropoda; Aplysiida; Aplysiidae. The transcript has a single exon. Gene Ontology annotation, molecular function: protein binding. The coding region runs from base 169 to 1341 and encodes 390 amino acids. The record is from RefSeq and is a predicted model, not a curated record.